Molecule: messenger RNA, 6261 nt
Organism: Labeo rohita (rohu)
Lineage: Eukaryota; Metazoa; Chordata; Actinopteri; Cypriniformes; Cyprinidae
Product: nuclear factor NF-kappa-B p100 subunit
Exons: 32
Coding region: 251-5284 (1677 amino acids)
Biological process (GO): canonical NF-kappaB signal transduction; non-canonical NF-kappaB signal transduction; innate immune response
Cellular component (GO): site of double-strand break; cytoplasm; nucleus
Molecular function (GO): protein binding; DNA-binding transcription factor activity, RNA polymerase II-specific; RNA polymerase II cis-regulatory region sequence-specific DNA binding
Source: RefSeq, a predicted model, not a curated record
UGAGCAACCGCGACACAGGAUUUUUUUUCCAAGUUCAUGGCACGCAAGGCCUAUCAUUUAUCACUCUAAGUCAAAUUACAUAGACAAAGAGUGUAAAUAAAUGUGUUGGACACACGCAGAAUCGCGUCAUCCCGAUGCAAAACUUCAGGAGAUACUCUGACAGAUGGCCACUUUAAUCUAUCUGCAUACGCAGUAGAAGGUCUGGCAGGGUUAUGACUGAAACAAUAUCGGUCAACUUAAGGACAGAAAAAUGGCAAACAAACCAAAAAUUCACGUGUUUUUGGGUGCCCCGUGUCCUCAAGCACUCGCUGAAGAGGUGCAAGAGAGAGCGGCAACACAAUGGAAGACAAUGGACCUCACUUGGAGUCAAGGCAGGUUGAUUCCCAAGGACACCGUUAGAGAAUCUCAAACAGAUAAUGAGUGUGUUGCGACUGUUAGUGGUGGAACGCAAUCUGCUGUUACCUCUGACAGAAUACCUGAGAGUACAGAGGACAAAACGGAAAUAUCACAGGACGACAGCACUCCAUCAGGCUGCCAGUGCUCUCAAUCAAAGGCAGAGUCUGUUGAAGAAGAGCAGUUGUGUCCUGUAUUAGUGACAGAAUACCUAGAUAGUUGCUUCUCCUCGCAUAGUAUGAGCAGACAAGGCAGAGAUGGAAGGCCUGCAUCGCCUGUUUCCACAGAGACUGAGUAUCUGAGUACUUGGACAAAGUCCCAAGCAUUGCUUCUUCGAGGUAGAGUGGCCCAAUGUCCUACUUCGGACUUUCCUGAUGACUUUCUUCUUGGUUCUCCACACACCCCUCCCAAACAAACACCCUCAACCUCUGUAAGUUCCCCAGAAUUGUACAGCCCUGUGGUCAGCCCUGAAGAGAGGGGCUUGGGGGGAACCUUGCAAAGCUCAGGAGAGUGGCAUAAUGAGAGUCUAAGCCAAAGACAGCAAGAGAGAGGGGUGAUUCUGGAAAUCACAACUGACGGCAUCCUCUGCUCUCAAGGCAGUGCUAUACCUGAAAAACCUGUGGCUCAUAAGGAAGUUGGGCUUGAUAUUGACUCACCAACUACAUUUCCACAGACUUCACCUAGUCCCACUACGUCUAAAAGAAUGAAGUUGUCUCAGAAAAAAACAACAGAGCAGAAGGCAAGAACUGUUGCUGCCCCCCUCUGUGGGCCUACAACCCUGCUGGCCAGAUGUAAGACUCAUGGCGUACGAUACGCCAUCUUGGUGGCUGUAGUGCAUCCAUGCCACUUAAAAGAAGUCAAAGUGAAAACUGGAGCUUCAGCUGGAACCAGUGUACCUCUAGCAACGCUGAUUGUUACAGACCAAUCAGAUGUGGAGAUGAAGGUGGUGCUAUGGAGGACAGCAGCUUUCUGGGCUUUGACAGUUUUUCCAGGAGAUAUUCUGCUCAUUACAGAUGUGACAGUGCAUGUAGACAAGUGGAAGACUGAGACUGUCCUACAGUCGUCCUUCACCAGUAAGCUGCUGAAUUUGGGACAGGUCAAAAGGGAACGUAUUCCACUAGCCCCACAGAACUUGAACAGUCACACAUUAAGAAUGCUGUGCACUCAUCUGUGUGAGAAGCGCCCCCUUUUGGUGUCUCUGCCUCCUCACAAACCUCAGGAUUUACACUCCAUCCCAUUCAUCCGUCUUGGAGCAUUACGUCCUGACACACUGGUUCAUGCUCUGCUUAGGGUUAAACAUCAGAAAUUAAUCACAGCCUGGAGUGAUGAAGCAGAGGGGACAUCCAGAGCAGGAGGCGUGCUAAAAGCCAUUUUGAAUGUGGAGCAAGGAGAUUGUCAACAAGGCGCUGUUAUACUCUGGGGAGCUGCUCUCUCUUGGCUGCAGCGUUUGGAGAGGAACAAAGAUGCUGUGUGGGAGUUCAGGUUGCUGCUAGUCAGACAGGAUGUCACCUCAGGUUUGCUAGAGCUGCAUUCGACUCCAUGGAGCACCUGUAAGCCUCUCUUUCCUGAUGACAAUCGAUGUAAGGAGUUUUACAACACUGUCCGCACACAAAGGACCGCUAGCAGCAUUGAGAUUGAUCUCGGCACACUCCUGUCCCAGAAAUACACAGGUGAUGUGGAGCUGAGAGUUAAAAUCACGGCGUUCCAGUUCCAGAGCAGUCCGUCCCAAGAGGACUCGCUUUUAAUAGAUGGCAACACGCCCUUGGAGACGAUCUUGGACAUAGUGUCUGGUGACAUCAUCUUUGCUGGCUGUGGUCAGUGCUCUGCAGAACUAGAAACAGAUGAGAACAGCAUAUACAGACCCUGCUACCCUUGCCUGCCACACACAGGAGUGCGUCGCUACUAUAGGCCAGUUGUUUUAACUGUGAGAGCUGGAAAUGAUCAAAUCUGUGUGCAAGUACCUCCUGCUCUAGUGCAGAAGAUCCUCCUGAACACACCUCCAGAUAAGCUACAUAAAACCAUAGCUCCAGCAUCAGAGGUGAGGUUCAUCCAGGUAGUAGCUAACAGGAUUAGUUCCAUAUUGACCCCCAUGAAGAACACAUUUAUGCUGACUGUCCGAAGCCAUUUCCAGGUCGGUUCGGAUGAACCAGCAGAACACAGAAUGGCUGGAGCACUGAGGAUGGAUGAUGCACAGUAUCCCAUGAAGUUUAACAAUGAGUUCCUGGACCUUCAUUAUCUGCAAGAACCUUUUGAGGUGAAGCCAGAACCCUAUGUGCCAGAGACAAUUCAUGGGCCUUAUCUACAGAUAAUUGAGGAACCAAAGCAGAGAGGAUUCAGAUUUCGUUAUGAAUGUGAGGGCCCAUCCCAUGGUGGUCUGCCAGGGGCCUCCAGUGAGAGAAACAGACGGACGUAUCCCACAGUCAAGGUGUCAAACUACGUGGGUCUCGCUCGCGUAGAGGUUCAGCUAGUGACGCACACGGACCCCCCUCGCGUUCACGCGCACAGCCUGGUGGGUCGCCAUUGUAAUGACAACGGGAUAUGUACCAUUGACGUCGGGCCUAAUGAUCUCACUGCACAAUUCAGUAAUUUAGGCAUCCUCCAUGUCACUAAGAGAGGAGUGGUUGAAGUAUUAACAAAAAGACUGAGAGAAGAGAAGAGGAGGAUGAAAGAGGCUGGAUAUAAAUCUACCGAUGCAGAGGAUCAGGCUAUUUUGCAAGAGGCCAAAGAACUGGGCAAAAACAUGGACUUAAAUAUUGUGAGGUUAAAGUUCACCGCUUACUUGCAGGACAGUAAUGGGAGUUUUACAAGAGCCUUGAAGCCAGUUGUCUCCAACCCUAUCUAUGAUAGUAAAUCACCAAAUGCUUCAAAUCUGAAGAUCUCCCGCAUGGAUAAAACCUCUGGAUCAGUGCUGGGAGGAGAAGAGGUCUUUCUACUCUGUGAUAAAGUUCAAAAAGAUGAUAUUGAUAUUCGUUUUUAUGAGGAAGAGGAGGAUGGAGGAUGGGAGGCAUUUGGAGACUUCUCUCCCACUGAUGUCCACAAACAGUAUGCAAUCGUGUUUAAGACACCACCAUACCGCUGUGCAGAUAUCACACGUCCUGUCACAGUCUUCCUGCAGCUCAAGAGGAAGAAGGGAGGCGACUGCAGCGAACCCAAACAGUUCACGUACAUUCCUCACAAUCAAGACAAAGAAGAGGUUCAGAGGAAGAGGAUGAAGGCACUUCCUCAGCCCUACGAUCACUGGCGGGGAGGACCUCAAGGAGGAGCAGGGGCCUUUGGAGGUCCUGGAUCUGGAACAGGAGGAGGUGGAAUGGGAGGAGGUUUUCAAUAUAAUCAUCCAAUGGAUGGUUCAGGGUAUUUCAUUGGUGGAUGUACUGGAUUUAGCGGCGGGGCACAAAUGUCAGGUUCCACCCCACAGGCUGAGGGAUCUCAGAAUCAGCCGACAAACACACAAACUCAGUCUGGCUCUCAAAUGCAACAGCAGCUCUUUCAGAUUGCCACAGCUCUGCAAAAUCGUGCUACUUUAAUGGCAAAGUGCUCUGCCCGUGCAUUGUUACAGUACUGCAGCACAGGGGAUGUGCGCCCUCUGCUGGUUCUGCAAAGACAUCUAUGUGGAGUGCAAGAUGAGAACGGAGACACGCCUCUGCACCUGGCCAUUAUUCAUCAGCAACCUGUGGUGGUGCAACAUCUUAUUCAAGCCCUGAACAACACUCCACAGCAGAAGUUUAUUAACAAACUCAACAAACUCAACCAGGCUCCACUGCAUCUGGCUGUGAUCACGAAGCAGCCCAAGUUAGUUGAGAUGCUGAUGAAAACAGGGGCAGACCCGAGCCUGCUAGACCACGAGGGCCGGACAGCACUCCACUUGGCCGCUCACACCGGUGAUGAGGCCACACUACGCUUGAUCCUGGGCAUGCUGGGAGAACGCCAUGCUCAUUUAAUAAACUCUGCUGACUUCUCAGGUCAGUAUCCAGUCCAUCUCGCAGUAAAGAAAGAUGGAGAGCACUGUCUUCGAUUGCUGGUGGAGGCAGGAGCAAAGAUUAACAUGCCAGAGCAGAAAAGUGGCUGCACAGCACUACACCUGGCAGUGAGGGACAACCUUUUAAAACUGGCCUGCUAUCUCAUUACUGAGCUGAAGGCUGACGUGAAUGCGUGUACCUACGGUGGCAACAGUCCUCUUCACUUUGCUGCCAGCCAGGGCUCCCCACCUCUCUGCUCCAUGCUGAUAGCUGCAGGUGCUGAUAAACGUAUGGAGAACGACGAGCCUCUUUUUUACCAGAGCUCGUCUUCUUCGGAUGAAGAUGACGAGAGCGAGAAGAAUGAAGUCGACAGGCAGCUUCCAGAUCACAUGGUGCAGCAAGUUCACUGCAUGUCGAUAUCAUCCGAAAGAGGAACGUUUAACCCACGCAAGAGACCUGCUGCGGGACACACACCAUUUGACCUGGCCAAAUGCCAAAAGGUUAGAGAUCUUCUAGAUGGCAGGAAAGGCCCCAAGCACAGUUCACUUGCCCCCAAGAGGACCAAAAUAAGCACUGAGGAAGCGAACCAGGGUUUGGACGGUGAGGUGCUCACAAAGCUGUGUGGUAUUCUCAUUGAAGACCACGUACCCUGGAGAGAGCUGGCGGAGAAACUGGGCAUGCUCACUCUCUCUCACCUGUACCAGGAUAGUCCCUCACCCUGUCAGAAGCUUCUCGAAAGCUACCAGUUGAGUGGUGGUCCCGUGGACGGCCUGGUGGAGGCGCUGCAGUCUCUGGGUGUGAGUGAAGGAGUGAGAUUGCUGAGAGACAGCCAACCCAGAGAGGACAAGCAGAACACAGAUUCUAAAGAGGACAGUGGCUUUGGGAGUCAGUCCAUUGAUGAGGAGAUGGGAAAUCCUGCAAUGGCCAAUCACUGAUUAUCAGGAUCUAUUCUAUGAGGACAAAUGCACUUUAUUUAACUUUCUUCAGGUGCGAACUGGUGGACUUUUAAUCAUCUCAGUAAAGUGGAAAUAACAGCACAGCACAGGAGGAAUUGAAAAUGAUCUUUUUGAGGUCAAAAGCCCAUGCUGGUGUUACAUAACAGAAAGACAGCGUGACAGAAAUCAGUUGCUUCAAGAUACUCCAAUCUCCAUGCUCUGGAGUGAAACUGUAGUCUUAGUGCAAACAAUUCUCAGUACUUCUAUCUCAACAGCAACUCAAUAGUGGUGAUUUCACAGUAAUUUAAGAGUAAUGCAACUCUUAUUUCACAACCACGACUGAAAGCUCAGAAUACGUCUGCAGAAUGUUGUGAAAUGAAUGUUUCUACUAAGCUCUGUUUUGAUAUAUAUAUGCAAUCUUAAGAAAAUGCGAAGAUUUUGGUUAAUUUUCUGAUACAUCUGGAAAGGUCUAUCAUAUGCUGUUUAUUUAUGUGUAGUUUUGAUUGCAGUUAUAUGCUUUUUCAGAGGUUGGGUAAAUAUGUUUGUGUUUAAUAAAGUUAUUUCGUUAUUUUGUGUCUUAUACGAUGACUUUAUAUAGUAGGGCUGUUAGGAUUCCUCAAAUCAGUUUGAGUAGUCGAUUUAAAAAACAAAACAAAUCCUCGAGCUCGACACCGUCAGAAUACCGUAAGUGGCAGACCAGCCACGGACAAGAAUCCAUGAAACUAAUUGACCAUCUUCCAAGGCUGCAUGAUGCAUCAAUACAUCAUAAUAAUGCAAAAUGCUGUUGUGAAUUAACAAAUGCAACGUUUCAGUAAAUAUGCGAUGCAGGUUUAAUAUAUGCGUUUUAAUUAUUUACAUGCUCGUAAUUAGAUCAUGCAGUAAAGUGUAAAAACAAUCGUCAGGCGUUUGGCGCCCUCAGUAGUCAUUUGUUAUAAUGCGUAAUAGUUCUGUUGUUAAAUAAAACAUGUUUUUUAAUA